UGAAGUUUGUUUAGAGCUUCUUUAAUAACUCCCAUUUGGGAUCUUCUUUGGACUAGUGGGUCUGCUUUGUUUCCUUCUCUAAACAACUCCAUUAUCAAGUUUUGUUUUUCAGCACUCAUUUUGUUCUGGCGUUUUGUGGAGAUGGGUGAAGAUAGUAAAAUGCUUGGACUGAGUUUGAUUUCCAGACACAAGCGUUCAAAAAGCUUUCCUGAUAAGAAAAAGGUUGAGGAAGAUAACUUGGCUGGUUCCAUGGAAGCAUCAAACCGUGUGAAAUUGGAUAUGGGGCACGUCAAGGCCUGCGUUACAUCUAAGCAAAAGCAAUCACCUAAGAAAGAAGUUUGUAAUUCUUUGAAACAGGAGAUUCUGCAGCUCGAGAAAAGGUUACAAGACCAAUUUCAGGUUCGUUGUGCCCUGGAGAAGGCAUUGGGUUACCGAUCUUCUGCCCAUGGUAAUAUAGCUGACGUUGAAAUGCCCAAGCCGGCUACAGAACUAAUUAAGGAGAUUGCUGUAUUAGAAGUGGAAGUGAUGCAUUUGGAACAAUAUCUUCUCUCAUUAUACCGGAAAGCAUUUGAUGGGCAAGUAUCCUCUCUUUCUCCGCCUACCAAGGAUGAAAGAUUGUAUUCACCUCUGACUACUCCUAGAACUAGCAUUUUGGAUGCUUCCAAAUCUGGCAUUACAUCAAAAAGGGAGAGUAUGGCAGUUCAAUCUAAUUGUCAGUCACUUGAAAAUCCAUGGAAGGAAUCAAAUGGAAUCGGGGGGGAGAAGUUCUUGGAUUCUAGUGUCCACCGUUGUCACUCGUCGCUGUCCCAGCGUUCUGCCUUUUCAACUAGAGCUUCUCCACCAGGAGAGUCUUCGGCUAAAGCCGUGCGUUACUGUCAUUCCCAACCAUUGUCCAUGAUGGAGUACGCUCAGAAUGCUUCAUCAAACAUAAUCAGUCUAGCGGAGCAUCUUGGUACGCGCAUUUCCGAUCAUAUUCCAGAGACACCUAACAAGCUUUCGGAGGAUAUGAUCAAAUGCAUGUCCACUAUAUAUUGCAAGCUUGCUGACCCACCUUUGACGCAUAAUGGCCUUUCAUCUCCUAAUUCAUCUUUGUCAUCAGUCAGUGGGUUUUCUCCAAGAGAACAGUGUGACAUGUGGAGUCCAGGUUUCAGGAAUAAUUCAUCUUUUGACGUACGAUUGGAUAACCCUUUCCAUGUCGAGGGACUUAAGGAGUUUAGCGGGCCAUAUAGCACAAUGGUUGAAGUGCCAUGGAUUGAUAGAGAGAGUCAAAAAUUAGGUGACAUAGAUCAUUUGCUUCAAAAUUUCAGGUCGCUAAUCUCUCGGCUUGAGGAAGUUGAUCCAAGAAUAUUGAACCAUGAUGAGAAGCUAGCUUUCUGGAUCAACAUACACAAUGCUUUGGUGAUGCAUGCAUUUUUGGCUUAUGGGAUUCCACAAAACAAUGUAAAGAGGGUGUUUUUACUCCUUAAGGCUGCAUAUAACAUCGGGGGUCACACAAUAAGUGCAGACACAAUACAGAGUUCUAUACUUGGAUGCCGUAUGUCUCGUCCCGGACAGUGGCUGCGCCUGUUGCUUUCCACAAAAUCAAAAUUCAAGACUGGCGAUGAACGACAGGCAUAUGCAAUUGACCGUCCAGAACCCCUUUUACAUUUUGCACUUUGUUCAGGAAGCCACUCUGAUCCUGCGGUUCGGAUAUACACACCCAAAAGAGUGUUGCAAGAACUGGAAGCUGCGAAAGAAGAGUACAUAAGAGCCACCUUUGGCGUACGCAAGGACCAGAAAGUUCUAUUGCCGAAGAUAGUUGAGUCCUUCGCGAAGGAUUCAGGUUUGUGUCCGGUUGGUGUUUUGGAGAUGAUUCAACAUACGUUGCCUGAAUCACUAAAGAAGAGUGUUAAGAUAUGCCAGAGCGGAAAAUCGCGCAAGUCCAUCGAAUGGAUUCCUCACAAUUUCGCCUUCCGUUAUUUGAUCUCUAAAGAGCUAGUGAAGUGAGUUCUUUCAUGAAAUCUCCUCUAAUACCCUGCAUAUUUCCCAGGGUUAAGAUUUUAUACAUCUCUUUUGUACAAAGUAGAAUAUGGGGCAAAAAAAGAAAAGAAAAAGAAAAAUAUGAACAGUGCAAUGUGUGGCAUUUUGUAUCUGCAUUUAGUAACCACUAUCUUAUACAAUAUUAUGCUAUGCAAAGCAUUUGUGAUUGCUGUG
This is a messenger RNA of Morus notabilis, 2193 nucleotides long. RefSeq lists its product as uncharacterized. The record is from RefSeq and is a predicted model, not a curated record. The transcript has 12 exons. Lineage: Eukaryota; Viridiplantae; Streptophyta; Magnoliopsida; Rosales; Moraceae. Bases 142 to 1986 code for a protein of 614 amino acids.